Messenger RNA from Cebus imitator (Panamanian white-faced capuchin), 1360 nucleotides. It is a transcript of the gene PLA2G2F, whose product is annotated as phospholipase A2 group IIF. Gene Ontology annotation, biological process: phospholipid metabolic process; lipid catabolic process; negative regulation of T cell proliferation. The record is from RefSeq and is a predicted model, not a curated record. Lineage: Eukaryota; Metazoa; Chordata; Mammalia; Primates; Cebidae. The transcript is spliced from 6 exons. Bases 97 to 732 code for a protein of 211 amino acids. Gene Ontology annotation, molecular function: calcium ion binding; phospholipid binding.
CGAGGCAGUGUGAAGCUGGGGCCAGCUCCCCACAGCCUCUGGAGUGCAUCACAGACCUUUCAAGACCUAUGUUGCUGGCCCCCCAGAACCCAGAACAUGGCAGAAGGGGAGCAGGCCAACCCCAGAGGGUUCAAAAAGAAGGUGCUGGGUAGAUGCCCCUCUGGGGGGAGGGGCCCAUGCUUCAGGGCCUCCUGUCCUUCAAGAACCUCCAGGGCUAGCCUGGGUAUGAAGAAGCUCUUCGCCAUGGCCAUCCUCGCUGGCAGUGUUCUGUCCGCAGCCCACGGCAGCCUGCUCAACCUGAAGGCCAUGGUGGAGGCCAUCACAGGGAGGAGCGCCAUCCUGUCCUUCGUGGGCUACGGCUGCUACUGUGGGCUAGGGGGCCGUGGGCAGCCCAAGGAUGAGGUGGACUGGUGCUGUCACGCCCACGACUGCUGCUACCAGGAACUCUUUGACCAGGGCUGCCACCCCUACGUGGACCACUACGACUAUACCAUUGAGAAUGACACUGAGAUCGUCUGCAGUGAGCUCAACAAGACAGAGUGUGACAAGCAGACGUGCGCGUGUGACAAGAACAUGGUUCUGUGCCUCAUGAACAGGACGUACCGAGAGGAGUACCGAGGCUUCCUCAACAUCUACUGCCAGGGUCCCACGCCCAGCUGCAGCAUCUACGAACCGCCCCCCGAGGAGGUCACCUGCAGUCACCCAUCCCCGGCGCCCCCCACCCCUCCCUAGAGCCUCUGAGGUGCACCUUCCCCUGCUUCUUACCUGUCCGAGCCUCAACUCAGGGUCGGCGGCCUCCACGGAGCCAGCGCCGCCAGCCCGAGGACCACUGAGGCCACUCUCCGCCUGGACUCAACAGCCACCAACAAGCUCAUCUGGCAGUGCCCCGGGCACCAUUGUUGCUGGGGAGGAAAGGCAGAGGAGGGACAUGUAUGAAAAAGAGGCCAGGGAGCCUCACCAGCCCCAGGUUCCAGAGCCCCAGCCAUGGAGACAAGGACACUGCCCCCCAGUGCCACCGUCAGUGUGUGAGGGGCCCAUGCCAUCCUCCUCCCCACCCCACUCCCCCCCCACGCCCCCACCCCCCCACACCCGCCUCCGCCACAGCGCCGCCUCCUGCUGGCCAUGGUCCUCCAGCUAGGGGGAACGCAGGUUCCCAGCUACGCCCCUCGACACACACGCACACACCCUCCCCUGCCCCUUGGGACGUCCAGGCCAGGGUCUGGGGAUGGGAUUCUGCUGCCUGGGGGUCCUGCCCACCCCCACUCACCCCAGACACUUUGGAUGCUGCAGCUCCCAGAGAAUCUCCACAGGACUCAGCUUCCCCUCCUCAAAUGAAUAAAGGCCUCCUACCUCAACUUUC